GAAACUAGAAGUUACAAGUUUCAGUUGUAAUUCACCCCUAAAAUUCCAUCGUCCACUUUUCAGCAAUCGGAGAUCGAUAAUUCGAUCUGGCAUUCAGAUCGGCUUAAAUAAUUAUCAUUUCAUCAAGUAAUCACUUGAUACGUUUCCGCAAAUCUUCUCUUCUUCCCGAUGAGUCUUAGUAAGAUUGAGAGUCGGGAGCCGAGCUCGAAGAACCUGGAUGGCAUAAUUUCAGAAAGGGAAAGUUUUGAGCUUUGUGGGCCCUCACACUUAACUAACAUUGACUGGACUAAUCCAGAUCACCGAAGAUCCGUUGCAGCAUGCUUGGUUCAAGGAGUAUACAUCUUAGAGCGGGAUCGUCAAGAAAACCGUCAAGCAUCAGAAGCUCUUGCUCCACCAUGGUGGAACUUCUUCCAGUUUGACUUACACAGUCAACUCAUAGACGACGCCGAUUCAUGCAUCUUCGGUGCCAUCUACAAAUCCAAACACCCACCUUCACAACACACCCCGUCUUACGUCAUCGCUUUCCGUGGCACGUUAAUCAAAGGCAACGCAUUCUCACGCGACUUAGAACUCGACAUCCACAUCAUAAAAAACGGGUUGCAUCUAACAUCAAGAUUUGAUAUUGCUAUGCAAGCGGUUAGAAACCUGGUUGGAAGUCAAACGUCAAAGUCAAACAUUUGGUUGACGGGCCAUUCGUUAGGAUCCGCAAUGGCGUUACUUGCGGGAAAACGAAUGGCGAAAACCGGGAUCUUUCUUGAUUCGUAUCUUUUCAACCCGCCGUUUUUUUCCGCACCGCUUGAAAACAUCAAAGACGCGAAUAUCAAACACGGGAUCCGGAUCGCGAGCAGUUUUCUCACUGCGGGACUUGCGGUUGCUGCGAAGAUCAAGAAUGCGAAUCAGCAAAGAAGCAACACGCCGGAAGAUUCUUUUCUUGCGUUGGCUGGGUGGGCCCCGUGUUUGUUUGUGAACCCGAUGGAUCAUAUAUGUUCGGAGUAUAUCGGGUAUUUUGAACACCGGAAAAAGAUGGAGGAGAUUGGAGCAGGUGGGAUCGAACGGCUGGCGACACAGCAUUCUAUUUCGGGUGUUUUUCUGAACGCGAUAGGGAAAGAGUCUCAUGAACCGCUUCAUCUUCUUCCUUCGGCGAAUUUGACCGUUAAUUUGACUCCUGCUGUUGCUUUCAAGGAUGCUCAUGGUAUUCAUCAAUGGUGGAGAUGUGAUCAGCAGUUGGAGAAUAGGGUUUACAGUUGAUCAGGUGUCUAAAACUACUGCAUUUAUGUUGACUUGUCUUUUGAGGUCAAACAUCUUAGCAUUUGUUAUUUAUAAAAAAGUUUGAUUAUUUGUGGUGAGAAA
Helianthus annuus (common sunflower) is the source of this 1350-nucleotide messenger RNA. RefSeq names its product GDSL esterase/lipase At4g10955. NCBI's taxonomy places the organism in Eukaryota, Viridiplantae, Streptophyta, Magnoliopsida, Asterales, Asteraceae. The coding region runs from base 169 to 1248 and encodes 359 amino acids. The transcript has 3 exons. Gene Ontology annotation, biological process: lipid metabolic process. The record is from RefSeq and is a predicted model, not a curated record.